Molecule: messenger RNA, 1203 nt
Organism: Tetrahymena thermophila SB210
Lineage: Eukaryota; Ciliophora; Oligohymenophorea; Hymenostomatida; Tetrahymenidae
Exons: 1
Source: RefSeq, a predicted model, not a curated record
AUGAAAGUUUACAGUUAUUAAAGGAAUGAAUGUAAUACUUCUUUGAAAAAUGACAACGAUGAAGAGAAAACGGUUUUAUUAAAAGAAUACGAAGUUAAACUUCAUAGCAUAGCUUUUGAAAUGGAUAAAUUAACUUCUAAGCUUAAGGAAAAGAAUUUGUAGCUUGAAGAUUAAAGAUAAUUUUUUAAUGAUAACUACUUUUUUUCAUCUAAGUUUGACUAACAUAUGGAAAAUAUGAAGAGUUCUUUUUAGCAAUAUAACUCUGAGUUUGAAUCACCAUAAAAAAAUAAAGAUACUUAAAUGCAUUAAAAGGAGGGAUCUAAUUGGGAGUUAAAAGAAAAGAAUUAGUUAGAAAAAGAGAACUGCGAACUGAAAUAGAUCUAAUUAAAAUACGAACAUGAGAUUUAAGAGCUAAAAAAAUAUAUCUAAAAUUUACAAUAUAAUUUUAACAUGUAUUAAAAUGAGAUUAACGCUUAGAAAUAUUAGAUGCAGAAAUAAAUUUAGAUAGUUGAAUAAGAUCAAAAAUGUCUAAAUUAAGUCAUGGCCUUAGCAAAUGAGUUAUAAAAAAUGAUUAAAAUAGUGCAAUCAAAAAAUGAAGAGAUCAAAGACAUAAAAAGUAAAAAUGAAUAACUUGAAAAAAGAGUUUAAUAGCAAGAAAAGGAAAAAUAAGCUUUAGAGGCAAUCAUUUCAAUAUAAGCUGGAUAGAUUGAGUCGAAAAAUAAACCAGAAAGUGGUAGAAAGGGAGACUAGACUCCAAAAUAAUUCAAAGAAGAGAUAAAUAAUUUGUUAGCAAAUUCCUAAGAUAAGAGCUAUAAAAUUACUAUUUAAGAUUUCGAUAUUAAAAGCAAUAAUAAUUUAUAUUCUAAUUAAGAUAUAUAGCCGUUAGGAUUAAAUAAAAUAGAGUCAUAGUAGAAAUAAGUCAACCAUUUCUAUUUGGUAACUCCAAGAAGCAAUAUAAGUUAAAAUAUUAGUGAAUUUACAGGUAAGAGUACAAAUAAGGGUGAAGAAUUCUAAAAAUAAGAUUUUACAAGAGCCUCUUAGCAUUUUCUAAAUAAUCAAAGAUAAGAUUUGACUCCAAAUUCUAGAUUUGAUAAAUAAACAAAUUCAAGAUUGGACUUGACUUCUAAUAGCCUAUCACCGAUUGGAAAAACUUAACCUAAAAUUGUAAAUUUAUCUCAAAAAUAAUUAAAUUUUAAAUAAUGA